UGUUUAUACACUUUGCGAUAUAACCUCUAUAGUAAUAAAACCAACAAAAUAUGUCAUUGUCACAUACAUAUUUACAAAAUUCGUGAAAUCUGCCAAUUUUUAUUUUUUUAAAUUUGUUGUGUUAAAUAUCACUACUUUAUUUGGCAUUAUUUGUUCAUUUAACAGCGAUGGAUGAAAGAAGAGAUGAAGAUCAAAGAAGAUUCAACAUGUGGUUUAAGAUAAAUGACGAUAAUCCUAUUAAAAUCACUGACUUAAAAAUUAGCACGUAUGUGCGUUUAAAGAAUUUUGACAACGAGGCAUUCAAUUUUAUUUUACAAAAAACAAAGUGCCAAAAUAUUACAUUUCUAUGGAAAUCAAUAGACGAUGUAGAUUAUACGAGAGUAAAAAUUCCAUCCGAAGAACUUCCGAGUACCAGUCACGCCAACUACCAUUCACUAGCAGUAGAUUCCAGCAACAUGGAAAGAACAAUUGAGUGGCUUACUUGCAAACAUUGUUCAGAAAACAUUAAUUCGUUGGACAUGGUUCCAAAGCACAAGUGUUUUAUUGGAGAAGAAGUAUUUAUGAAUGGGAAUCAAAUGCUCUUUAAAGUAGUAAGUGCUGAUGACACUGAGUGGUACAAUGAUAUUGCAAAUAUCAACGAGAUGUCAGCAACAGGACAAAAUAAUAUAAAAAAAUCAAAUGCAGUUUGGAACAAACAUUCAAUAUUGGCUGUUCUUAGCUUGUACGAAGCAAAUCUCCACAUGUUGGACAAUCCAAAGAAAAAAACCAAAAUAUGGGCCAGCAUAGCAGAUGGCUUAAAAGAUUUUGGUAUUGAGAUGUCGACUGAUCAAAUUCGUUGGAAGAUAAAUGCAUUAACUAAAAAAUAUAAAGAAUGCAUAGAUAAUAAUCGAAAAUCGGGGCGCAGUCCUAUGUCAUUCGAAUAUUUCGACCAAAUGCAAGAGAUUCUUGGCAAGGAUAAGGAAGCAAAUAUAUUUCAUACUCGCUCAUCUAACCUUCCAACAAAAUAUAUAAUUAAUACAUCUCCGAAAGUUCAAUGUUCGAAUAGUUCAAAAGAAACUGAACUUGAAGCUGUAAGCUCACAUAGCAGUACCUGUUCAUCUAGUCUUUCAACAAAUAAUUCAUGCACACAUAUAAAUUCGACAAAAAAGAAAAAUCUAAUUGAAAAGAAAGCGCGUCCGUUACAUGGAAGUGGAUCCAAUAAUGCAAAAAUAAAAAAUGAAUUAGGAAAGCAUUGGCUGGAAUAUCUUCAGGGCGAAGAGAAACGUCGUGAAGAACGUGACGCUAAGUUGUCUAAAUUAUUAGAAAAAAAAACGGAAGCGAUAAAUCUACAAAAACGACAACUUCAAAUGCAUGAAAAAGAAUUAGAUGAUAGAAAAAUAAUAACUGCAAAAAAUUAAAAUGCAAAGAACAGCGGCAUGAGGAAAUUAUUGCAAUUGAAAGAGAAAAAUGUAAAUUAUUGAGGAAAUUUUUAUAUGAUAAAGAAAAUGUUGCACAAUUUAGUGAUUCCGAUAAUAACUAAUUUUAUACUUACUUUUAUUUCACAUUUUUAGUUGUUUAAUUUUUCUUAUGUUUUAUUUUAUUAAA
This is a messenger RNA of Linepithema humile (Argentine ant), 1584 nucleotides long. RefSeq lists its product as uncharacterized. The record is from RefSeq and is a predicted model, not a curated record. Lineage: Eukaryota; Metazoa; Arthropoda; Insecta; Hymenoptera; Formicidae.